Molecule: messenger RNA, 2386 nt
Organism: Cataglyphis hispanica
Lineage: Eukaryota; Metazoa; Arthropoda; Insecta; Hymenoptera; Formicidae
Product: octopamine receptor beta-1R-like
Exons: 4
Coding region: 699-1958 (419 amino acids)
Biological process (GO): adenylate cyclase-activating adrenergic receptor signaling pathway
Cellular component (GO): membrane
Molecular function (GO): octopamine receptor activity
Source: RefSeq, a predicted model, not a curated record
AUUUAUGCGAGUGGAAUUGUCAUGAACUAAAAUACUGUAAAUCGAUUUUUUCUUGUGGGCAAGACGCGCUGGAAGUAGCUAAGUCGGACAACAAGAACCAGCUGUGAGAAAUUUUGAGAUUAUUAUUGCACAAGGACAAUGAAAAAUCUGCGAAAAAUGCAUUCAAAAAUACCAUUUCGUCGUCGACUCGAAAUUUGCCGGAAUGCCCGGAACAAGAUUUAACACUACAACUGCAUAAAACUAUAAUUAAAAUUACGGGAAAAAAAUAAAGAAACACGAUUUACUCGCUGUUGCGACUAUAUCCGUGACUAACGGACAAUCAUCAGAAUAGCUCAAAAAUAUACGAAGCACUUUUCUAGAAACUCGACUAAUCAAGUAUUCAAGUAUUCAAAUAUCAAUUCAAGUAAUUCAACAUAGCUCACACACGCACAAAAUGCGUCUCUAUUUAAUUUCUUCAGAAUGGGCUUUAUCGACAAGAUACAAAAUAUUCCGAGUAAAUGAUUUUGAAUGUUGCAAUUGAAAAAUAUCGAAAUUUACGAUAUCGCUCAGAUAAAAUCGUAACUUGACAUUUGUAAAUGGACCGAUUACAUGCCGUCCUCGUCCGUCACAUCAAAGAAGAAACGAGAAAAGACGAAGAAAAAGCCGUCGAACGACGGUAGCCAAUUGAGAGAAGCGAGAAAAAAAAACAGCUCGUCAAAAUGGGAUUUAAUGAGACGUUGGAAGAGGAUCUAGAUAACACUACGGAUCUGCCAAGCAAACUCCUUCUCGACACUGGACAACGCAACAUCAGCAAAAACUAUUAUGAGGUCGAGUAUAUUCUAAUAUUAACCGUCAAAGGCCUUAUUAUGGGCUUCAUCAUCUUAAGCGCACUCUUUGGUAAUCUACUGGUUAUUGUCUCGGUUAUGAGACACCGGAAGCUACGAGUAAUCACCAAUUAUUUCGUGGUAUCGUUGGCCUUGGCGGAUAUGCUGGUCGCUCUAUUCGCCAUGACGUUCAACGCUUCCGUGGAGCUUUUUGGACGAUGGUUAUUCGGAUACUUCAUGUGCGAUGUAUGGAACUCGCUGGAUGUCUUCUUCAGCACUGUCAGCAUUCUUCAUUUAUGUUGCAUCAGUGUCGAUAGAUAUUACGCAAUCGUUCAACCGUUGGACUAUCCGUUAAUCAUGACGAACGUUAGACUGGGAACCAUGUUGAGCGUUGUGUGGUGUUCUCCGACCGUUAUGAGCUUCCUACCGAUCUUCGCGGGAUGGUAUACCACAAAGGAACACUUGGAGUACAGGCGAACCUACCCGGAUGUUUGUGUGUUUAAAGUCAACAAGUUCUACGCCAUCAUUAGUUCCAGCGUCAGUUUCUGGGUACCGGGAAUAAUCAUGAUUGCGAUGUACUACAGAAUUUAUAAAGAGGCCGAUCGUCAGGAGCGCAUGAUGUAUCGGAGCAAAGUCGCGGCCGCUCUGUUAAACAAACAUUUGCAGAUAAACGGCAUCUCAGCCGGUCUGACUUCUCUGCCGACUGUGGACCAAUCGUCACCUGAUCCGCAACCGGAAGAGCCACCGAUAACCAGCAGCAGCAUGAUGAAAAGAGAGCGGAAAGCAGCCAGAACACUCGGUAUCAUUAUGUCGGCGUUCCUGGCCUGCUGGCUUCCCUUUUUCCUCUGGUACAUCAUUACGGCGCUGUGCGCCUCGUGCAAAAGCGGCGAUAUGGUGGUGGCAAUUGUGUUCUGGGUUGGCUACUUCAACAGCGCUCUUAAUCCGCUCAUCUACGCGUACUUCAAUCGCGAAUUUCGCGCGGCCUUUGGCAAAACUCUCGAGAGCUGCUGUCGCGUGUUCGCCCCGGUUCAUGACCUGCGCCAGGUACAUCGCAAACAGGACCUCGUGCACAGUAAUGCCUCAUCCGAGCUGCACGUCAACAAUCAGCUGCGCAACAGCGAGAUGACCAAUGUCCACAUCGAAGCGUGCAUUUAAACGAACCGGAUCCGGCGAGAUAAAAAUAAUGGCGAAUUUCUCGCAAGCAUGAAAAAAAAAAUAGGCAGAACACAGACAGGUAGGACGGAUGAAUUCGUAAAGUUCAAAGCCGAUCAAAAAUGUUUAAUAAUGUUUAACAUUACAAUAAUGUCAAAUAUGUUUCCGUAUCAAAAUAUUAAAAAAAAAAAAUUAAUGUAUAGUAUAAAGGGCAGAUUUAGAUCAUUUGAAGAGGAAAUUUAGCAGAUUCAAUUUUUUCCCACAAAUAUUUCAAUAAUAAGUAUACCUUUCUGACUACAAAACAACAAACUUUUUGAUCAACUUAAUAUUAAGAGGAUUUAAGGCUGUAUUUAUUAUUGUUACCGCAUCUUCGUUUUCCUUACGAUCUCCUCUAUCUGCUCAGAUAAAAUUUGAAAAAUUCAGAGAUAAAU